UUUACGAGGUGUCCGGAUGGUUUGUCUCCAACGUUCGAGAUAUUCUUGUUCAUACCAGGUAAAUAAAUCUGUACGAGUAAGAUACAAUUUUUUUUACUCCAUCAAAUCGUAAGGUUUAGGAAGAAAUUAAAUCCUGCUCUAGAAACCGUAUUAUAAAAUCCUAAUUUCUUUCAAACUCCAAAAAUACACAUUCAGCUAAACCAAAAAUUGUAAAAAUUGAUAUUUUUCUAUAGAUUUAUCGCAUAUGUAUUACGCAUAUCCACUAAAAUACAGUCCUUCUAUAAGUAGAAUUUGUUAUUAAUGUACGUACGUAUGUAUGCAUGACAUCGCACUAUUAACGUGUGCUAAAGUUAGUGAAGUAUAUCUUGUGCUUCUGGUAAAACAUUUCAGAUAUGUAAAUACGUGUCAAAGAAAAACAGGUUAUAAUUUACAACCUGUAAAUACGUUGAUUGGACCGUACCAACCAUUCAAGCACCAGUUUUUACGAGACCCUGCAUUGUCCUGUAAAAGCCCUUCUCAUUACACUAAUGCCAACGAGAAGAAUCCAUACGAUCAUGUUCACUUUUCCAUGCACUGCAUGGCUUCAUGGCUUCAUGCAUAAGAUUGGCGUCUGUACAAAUUUUUCAUUUUGCAAUAUUGCCAAAUCCUGUUUAGAAUAUAUCUAACUUGUUCACCUUGCAACUGUAUUUGGUCUGUGGACACGUGUUGUUGGAGAGCCAUACUAUUUUUUCUGGAUACAAAUACACUCUUGCUUUCGAAUCAUGUUGAACCUUGUGGUACUAGUUUUAACACUUUUAGUGAUUUACUUACUUAUAAAGUACCACAAAAGAAGCACAAGUACUCCACCAGGUCCCGCUGGAUAUCCCCUAGUAGGCAAUUUACUUCAAAUUGGUGCUCGACCACAUUUAUCUUAUACGAGAUGGGCAAAAAUGUAUGGUGGAAUUUACCGGAUAAAGAUUGGAUCUACAAACAUGUUUAUCCUCACAUCCACAAGUCUCGUUAAGGAAGCUUUUAACACUGGGCUUGAACUUUCAGGACGAAUGGAAAUUAAAUCGAUUCGAGACAUCUUUGAUGAUGCUGCAAUAACGCAUGGAGUAAACGGAGCGGAUGGAGAAAGUUGGAAUAUUUUGAGGAGAUUUACGUUACAACAAUUGCAUAACAUGGGGUACGCUGGGAAACGUAUCGAGGAAUAUAUUUUGGACGAAGUACGCCACAUGCUCGGCGAGAUUGAAGAAUCUAAUGGGAAACCAGUCAAGGAUAUUAUGGAGACGUUUUCCCUUCCAGUGGUCAGCUCGUUGUGGAGAGUGAUAACGGGUGAGAGGUUAACUCGAGGGGACGCCGAGUUUCAAAAGAUGCUUGGAAUGGUUCGCAGAGCAAUUGAUGCCAUGGUUGGGAAAGGGAGCAUUUUAUUCUUGCUGCCGUGGAUACGUCACGUAGCGCCAGAGUCGUCUGGUUAUAACAAUUUUCGCCAGAUAAUGGGAGAAUUGAGGGAUUUUUUCGUAGGGGUUGUUUCCAGACAUGAGAAGAAUUUGGAUAACUCGCCACCAAGCUUCCGUGGCCACCUGUUGCAGGAGUUUAUUAAUCCUUUUGAUGUGACAUUUAGUAACAUGGUUCAAGCUUUUCUACAACAAAUACACAAUACAUCUGAUAAGGAUUCUCACUUUUAUGGAGAUUUGGGAAAACGACACUUGGUUGCCACGAUGUUCGAUAUUAUUGAAGGUGGAUAUUUUGCACUGACCACGGCAAUAUCGUGGUCACUGCUGUAUCUCGCAGUCUUUACGGAAGUUCAAGACAAGGUACGCGAAGAAACGAAUAACAUUGUUGCAAAGGGGGAACAAUGCAGAUUGUCGGAUAGGUCGAGGAUGCCGUAUACACAAGCAACAAUUGCGGAAAUUCAUCGAUUUUCUUCCGUAACAGCGAUGGGUGUACCACACCGGGCAGUGGAAAGUAAAAACGUUGGAAAAUACAUGAUUCCCAAAGGUUCCUUAAUCAUUCACAAUAUUUAUGGGAUUCACAUGGAUGAGGAAAUUUGGGGCGAUCCGACCACUUUUAGACCGACCCGAUUUCUCAACCCUACCACAAAUGAAUACAUUAUGAAUGAGAAUCUCAUGCCAUUCUCGUUUGGAAAAAGACAAUGCUUUGGAAAGUCUUUUGCAAACGAUACAAUAUUUCUUUUCAUUACAAAUAUUUUAAAGCAGUAUACUGUGUCUACCGUGGGAGAUGUAACUUUAGAACCGGAAGUAGCUUUUGCAUUAUAUCCUAAACCAUUUGCACUAAAAUUUGAAAAAUUAAUUUAGUAAUAAAAUUCAACUUUUUGAAUGAGGCAAAGUUAA
Messenger RNA from Folsomia candida, 2333 nucleotides. RefSeq names its product farnesoate epoxidase. The record is from RefSeq and is a predicted model, not a curated record. Gene Ontology annotation, biological process: xenobiotic metabolic process. The transcript has 8 exons. Gene Ontology annotation, cellular component: intracellular membrane-bounded organelle; cytoplasm. Gene Ontology annotation, molecular function: heme binding; oxidoreductase activity, acting on paired donors, with incorporation or reduction of molecular oxygen, reduced flavin or flavoprotein as one donor, and incorporation of one atom of oxygen; iron ion binding. Bases 762 to 2297 code for a protein of 511 amino acids. NCBI's taxonomy places the organism in Eukaryota, Metazoa, Arthropoda, Collembola, Entomobryomorpha, Isotomidae.